Messenger RNA from Corticium candelabrum, 1497 nucleotides. RefSeq names its product myotubularin-like. The transcript has 3 exons. The record is from RefSeq and is a predicted model, not a curated record. NCBI's taxonomy places the organism in Eukaryota, Metazoa, Porifera, Homoscleromorpha, Homosclerophorida, Plakinidae. Gene Ontology annotation, cellular component: cytoplasm; membrane. Gene Ontology annotation, molecular function: phosphatidylinositol-3-phosphate phosphatase activity. Bases 494 to 1342 code for a protein of 282 amino acids. Gene Ontology annotation, biological process: phosphatidylinositol dephosphorylation.
CUGCCCAUUCCUGACGUUGGACGGUACGCAUUGAGUGUGUCGUUUAUUGCGGGGGACGCUGGGAAGUGGAAGAUAUUUUGCUGAUAUCCGGGUCUUGAAAAAAUACGCCCACAGUUGUUUGCCAGUCUACGACCGUCGAAGAGCUGCCGUGUUUAAUGCACCUGUUCCCCGAAACGCCAGCAACGUCUUCGAAGAGACGACGUUCAACAGGACUGUCGAAGUGGCGAGAGUCGGCAUUCGUUAUAUAUGGGGAACGGAUUAUCCGGGACUGUUGAAAUGGCUUCAAUGGGAUCAAUAAUCCAACCAACGGGAUUUUUUGAAACUGGACACGUGUCGAAUAGAUGCCAAGUUCGGUACACCUGUUCCUCGCAACGGCAGCAACGUCCAAGUUGAAAUGGGUUCAACCAAUCGCUAAUCCUAUCAACGGGAUUUUUGGAAACAGCAAUUGAACGGGAUAUAACUAUAAAUGAGAAUUCUGUCUGGCUGCUACUAAAUGAGGCAUUGUCCCAUUUUCUUGCUGUUUCUCGAUUGUGUUUACCAGCUGACCUGUCAAUAUCCAACAGCAUUUGAAUUCUCGGAGUUCUUGCUUCAGCAUCUCUGGUCUACGUCCUACUCAUGUCUAUAUGGGUCUUUCCUAUUUGAUUGUGAAAAGGAACAUUUGGAUGUGAUCUCAUUGUCAAGUCUAAUGUCCACAAGUGGCAGAAUGAAAUCUGCGUGGGAAGAUGUCAGUAUGUCAGAAAACAGUAAAAAUCCACUUUAUGGAGUAGUGGGCAAGGAGAGUCAGUUUUCUUCAAUGUUGGGCAUAAAGCCAGAGAUUAGUGACCAUGACUACCUGCAACCGAAUGUAUCUAUAGCAGCUCUUCGUUUCUGGUCAAGUUGCUAUUUGAGGUGGAUCCCUAUUGCGCACAGUGAGAAUGGUGAACAAUUGUCAGCUGUUUCUAUACAGCAGCUGGUGGUGGAGGAAAUUGAUUGGCUGCUGCGAAGACCUUGUGGAGACAUUGCUUUGGCCCAGAUAGUUCAUAAUGCAAAGUCCGAGUCUCCUGCUCCUCUACACGAACCAUACCAUGAUCAGCCAUCAUCUGUCAGAUCCCGUGCCAUGACUAUGCCUACCCUCAGACCCGAGUCUCGUUCAAAGACCAAUGUUGCUAGAGGAUCUUACAAUUCAUUUCUUGAUGAUAUGAGCAUUCGCAGUUUUUCUAUGGGCAAUUUUGCUGAAGAAGUUUUCAGCAUGGUUGAACGCACCAGCAGUUUAGCACUAAAAGAUGGCGGUGUUGUGCCGACAAUGGAAGCAUCCCAUUCCGCAUCCAAGAAGAGCAUAGACAGCAAUGCUGUGUACGUAUAGCUCUAACCUUUAUACGUAAACAUGAGUAGGUGUUAACAUUUUGUUACUUCCCAUGGUUGGUCACACAUAGUAUCUUGUAAUAUGUGUAAUGGCAAGGGAUGUGUAUUUUAAGAGUUGUUUGUCAGGUUGAGUUUAUUAGUUAAUUAAUAUGGGAG